AUGACAACCGGCGCUCUCCCUCCCGAGCUCUUAAUUUUGAUAAUUGAACGAGUCGACUCGGAUGGAGACCUUCUUCGACUCGCCGGCGCCUCUCGCCAGCUUCACAGCAUUUCAAUUGAAGCCCUAUUUGCUCGUCACAAAGUUGUACCGCUCGACAAAGAUCUGCGACUGUCCUUCUCCACGCCAGAAGCCGCCAUUGCGGUCCUUUCAGCGCUAGCAACAUCCUUGGACGUGGUUGGUGCCUCCCUGGACAGCCUAUCAUACGACUGUGGCUGGGUGUUCGAGCCGAAGAGACUCCUGAAGGAGUUGCACCUCCUCACACGAUACGUGUCCAAACUUUCUUCGAUGAACCAAGUUACGUUGCGCUUAGCAGCACCGCUUGAGGGAUGGCCGUCCCAGUGGAAAGACAGAACAGUGGCGCUGUUAGAGGCCAUCUUGUCCAAGUCAUGUCGCAGGAUCCGCAUCGAUUCCAGCCAGAUGUCAUCUUUCCCUGAUCAAGACAUCCUUUCACCCUGGAUGACCGCAAUUGCAACGAAGCAAUCUGAAUGGACGAAGUGGUAUUUGCCCCCUACAGUACAGAGGGACAGCACAACAUCAGACCUCCAUACCUGCGCCGUCCUGACCUUCCCUCCUUUCCUCCGGCAGUUCUAUCUCGACACUCUCAAAUAUAACUCAGACAGCCUGACCGACCUCACGUUCAAGAACAUAUUCGGUGGCGGAACUGACUGGGAUACCCUCAUUUCGAACGUGUCUUUCCCCGCCUUGCAGCGUCUCUCCGUCAUCUACGCUGUCAUCUCUCGCGACGUUAUGGUCAAGUUCCUCAUCAAGCAUCCCACCAUUACCUCGUUCGAAUACCACCACAUCCGGUACCGAACAACCCCAAUGAAACCUGUCCGAAAUACGCUCUGCGAAAACUUGACCAAGCUGACGACGACCCCAGAGCACAUUCUCAAUUUCUUCCCGCCGCCGACAAAGCUGUACCAACUGGAGAACCUCACGAUCAAGGUCGAUCAACUCGCCCGCCCCCUUUUCCAGCCCCUUGAAGAUUCGUUCCGACGAUUAGCACCCUUCGGAGGAACCAUACAGCUCUCGCUCGAGAUCAGUCGCCCCGGAUUGGGUUUUGGGGUAUGGUUUGACACCAUCCCCCGCUUAGGUGCUUCGUUCGACCCUAGUGCCAGGCCCGAAACGCAGCUGCGGUGCGUGAAGAAGCUGGUGGUUGAUAAUGGCAACUGGGGUUUCGCGAAGAACUUCCUGAGAGGGCUCCCCGCUUGGCUUGGGCUGUUUCCCGAAUUAACGGAGGUGGUGCUGAUACAGAACGGUCUGCGGUACGUGUCAAGUGAGUUGGAUCCACUCGAGGAAGAGCUCCUGGUGAAGCUCGCGAGGGCGUGCCCCGGACUGAGGUCGAUCUCAGUGAAAGACACAAUUGAGUGGACGCAUAGCUUUCCUCGAUCCUCAUGA
This is a messenger RNA of Cyclocybe aegerita, 1458 nucleotides long. NCBI's taxonomy places the organism in Eukaryota, Fungi, Basidiomycota, Agaricomycetes, Agaricales, Hemipholiotaceae. The record is from the annotation of a GenBank genome assembly.